CCUCUUAACCCAACAAUUUCACCCCUUGUCUAUCGUCGGUCUCUUGUUUGUUCGAAGUAAUCGUGGCAUCUUCAUAAAAGCGGUGACAUUUACUCUAAACUCUGACGCGUCCAGCGCUAGCAACACUACUAGCUCAUCUCCAGCAACGACACAAACCAGCUUCCUCGAGUCAAGUCGUUGAGACGAACGUCAUGGCUUGAACAGAAACGCAGCGAUUAACGCGUCUCACGUCGAAACUCUCUGGUUGUUCGAAGCGUUAAGACAGAAAAGGUUACAAAAGGAAUUAUUAGCUCUGCAAAAUGAUCCACCCCCUGGAAUGACGCUAAACGAAAAAAGUGUACAGAACACCAUCACUCAGUGGAUUGUCGACAUGGAGGGAGCCCCUGGCACACUGUAUGAAGGAGAGAAAUUUCAGCUGCUGUUCAAAUUUAGUAGUCGAUAUCCCUUUGAUUCCCCUCAGGUAAUGUUCACAGGAGAGAAUAUACCAGUCCACCCUCACGUGUAUAGCAACGGUCACAUCUGUCUGUCUAUCCUAACGGAAGAUUGGUCGCCAGCUCUCUCAGUGCAAUCUGUUUGUCUUAGCAUUAUUAGCAUGUUGUCCAGCUGCAAAGAAAAGAGACGACCGCCUGAUAACUCUUUUUAUGUAAGAACAUGUAACAAAAAUCCAAAGAAGACAAAAUGGUGGUAUCACGAUGAUACGUGCUAAUGUACAAACUUUGUUAUAACUGUAGAGGAAAGAAGUCCUACUGACCUACGUAAAGCACUUUUUAAUCAUUCAGUCUCUGACCUUUGACUGGAACAAUGGACACCAUGCGCUGGAGGCUCUUGACCGCAGUAGCCCCCUGGGACAGUUGGAUGCAUGUUUUAGUCUAACUCCAAGAACGAAUAUAUUGAAACAUUUGAAUGCAUCCAAGAUGGAUCAUCUUUGGGGCAGGAUGCUAAUGUUGUGGCAAACGGGCAGGGUGGAUUUGUAGUUGUUAUGUUUCCUGUUUCAAGAUUACUAUUGUUUUGUUUUGUUUUUUUUUGCGUGCGGCUGCAUUUUAGGUCCUUGUGUUGUGCAAUAAAAUCCCAUGGAUGCAUGCCUGGGCCUACACAGAAAUCCAAAUCGAAUCCAUGUCUGGAACGGGUCGGACCACUAUGACCCGGAGUCAAUGCCUCGUCUACUCUUUUUUUUAAUUUUUUUUUUUUAAGCAUUCUUAUUGUAUGCACUGUGAAGGUUAAGCUCAAAGCACUAUUACACAAUUAUUUUCAUCUGGAGACCUGUCUUCACUGUUGCAAGGUUUUAGUUGAACAUUUUAUCAAGAGGUUACAUAAUUGUCGCUUCAUCUUCCAACUUGAGACCACAGUACUGCCUGUUUUUGAGUGGAAUGUUGAUGGGAAUCGAACAGUUAGCGUGGUGAAUAUGUCUUCUCGUGACACUGAUGUGCGGUGGCCUCUCUUCCAUUGAAAGAAUGUCUGCUGGAGGGCAGGGUCACAUAUACUUUAUUUUUAUGAGAGUUCUUUUCUAUUUCAUGCUUUAAUAUAUGCUUCUAUAAAGUUGGACUUUUUUUUAUGUCUUGGGUUUUUGGUGCAGUUUUUUUUUCAACCGUCAAAAUGGUUGCUGGGUUAGUAUGUUUAUAUAUAUAUAUAUAUAUAUAUAUUUUUUUUUUUUUUCCUUUUGCUAUUUAAACUUCCUCAACAAAUGACAGUCAUUUUGCAUUCACAUUUUUUUUUUAUUCCCCUGGUCAGAGUUUUGGCUCAGGUACUUUUCGAUAAAGUGAUCACCUCUGAAAGGAACCCUAUCAAAUAUUUAACUAUAUUUUCACCAAAAAGACUGUUACGUUGUUGAAUGCUAACAUGUCUACUAUUAUUGUAAAUAAUUAUUUUAAGGAAAUUGUAAAAGACAUUAGCAGGUGUGUUUACUUUGUCACAGGAUGAUGAUAGGAGUGCUUUUAUUUGUUGGACGUUUGUCUGCAUCUUUGGCUUAUUACUACUGUUGCGUCAAAAAUUUUAGUGAUGUGGGUGUGCAUGCAAGUUUGGACCCACUAGCUUUCCUUAUUGGCAUUAGUUAUUGUUACAGCUAUAACUCUCCAUCAAUGUGUGAUGGUUGAUGGGACUGAUAUAACACCUCAAGUCCUGUCAGUGGCCAUGUUAUUACUUCAUUCCAAAAGUGAAAUUCAUCACUCUCUGGUAAACGAUACUUGAACUUCACAUCUUUGGUUGCUUUUCCAGACUUAUUGUUUCGUAUCAACAUGAGUGAAUGUGCGAAUACUAGUACUGUAGAGGAGACAACCACAGCACACUGAUAAUUCAAUGAUGUAUAAAAGACUUUGACUAUAUAUUAACCAACAAAUGAAGCCCAAUUGCUAUGCUGGCUGCUGAGAAACAAAUAUAAUUGUGACUGUGGAUGCAGCCCAGACGUCGGAGUAGUUGGUAGAGGUCUGCAGAACGUCCAGGCUAAAUUAUUAUAAUUUGGGAAAUCUAUUGCUUUUCUGUCUUUUCUUCCUUUGUCACACCCUCCUUUUCCAAUGUGGUUUAAAAUCUUAGUUUGAAAGUUGAUGCGAGUGACCAAGUCUGAGGGUGAAAUUAUUUAUAUUUAAACUUUUGUUUUGAGAUGUGCAAGCUCCAUGUUAUAGGUGCCUGUUCAUUGUCACAAUCAAUAAUAAAGGCAAAGAUUCACUUUUAUUCAAUGUAUUUGUACUUUU
This is a messenger RNA of Synchiropus splendidus (mandarinfish), 2684 nucleotides long. Its product is annotated as ubiquitin-conjugating enzyme E2 W. The coding region runs from base 317 to 706 and encodes 129 amino acids. The record is from RefSeq and is a predicted model, not a curated record. Lineage: Eukaryota; Metazoa; Chordata; Actinopteri; Syngnathiformes; Callionymidae. The transcript is spliced from 6 exons.